Molecule: messenger RNA, 1404 nt
Organism: Chaetomium globosum CBS 148.51
Lineage: Eukaryota; Fungi; Ascomycota; Sordariomycetes; Sordariales; Chaetomiaceae
Exons: 2
Coding region: 1-1404 (467 amino acids)
Source: RefSeq, a predicted model, not a curated record
AUGAGCAACUCCAGUCCCAACACAAACCCCAUCUCCAAGCCCACCUCCCACCCCAGCGACGACCACGACCCCAACUCGCGCCGCGCCUCCCACGCCAUCCUCGCCGCCCAAGGCAUCGACCCGCUUGACGUGGCCGACCCAGCCGACGACAACUGGGACCGGGACCCUGCCAGGCUACACACCCACACCCCGACCCAGAAGACCCCGACUCCGACCCAGACCCCGACUCGCAAACGAGGCUGGGGCCAGACCGAAGUCCGCACCGGCACCGUCUCCACCACCACGCCCACCACCACCCCUCCGCAUUCGCCACGCCGCCGGGAGGAGUCGCUUUACCCGGAGUUUACGACACAGGGUCCCUCGCUGAGGUUUUUGAAGGCGCAGGGGGUGGAUCCGUUGGAUGUGGCGGAGGAUGAGGACUGGGAGGGGCGGGGGGGGAAGAAGAGGAAGGUUGGGGGGGGGUGGGGCCCCGGUGUGAAAAAGGAGGAGGAGAAGAAGAAGGAUGGUGCGGUGGGGGGUGGUGAUGAUGAUGAGGAGGAGGUGGAGGAGGAGGAGGACGAAGAAGAAGACGAAGAUGCGAGGGGCGAAGAACCAGAAGAAAGCGAAUUUGAGAGGAGAGAACGAGAGCUGGAAUUUCCACCCUCGCGGUUGGAUUACUGGGAGCCCAUGGACGACUACACGAGGGAUGUGCGGCGCCGGUGCACGGUUGCCGGCGAUGAGCCUCACAGGCCAAGGGGUGCGCCAGAGUAUGCGACGUGGUUCGGCGAGAAGCGGGAGGAAGCGGAACGCUUCCAAGAGUUGAAGUUGGCGAUGGACGGUUACUUCUAUGGCAUCAAGCCGCCCUUCGCCCGGUGCGCCCUCUGCGCCGACGCACAGCUCUCUCUCCGCUUUGUGCCUAUCUACAUACCCCGCGACGCCAAAGACCGCGAGGAUAUGCCGGAUCUUGAGCGUGGCGCGGUGCUCAUCUGCGGGCACAUGGUCUGCCGACCUUGUUGGGAGCGGGUGGUGGAGUUACACAACAAGGAAGCCGAAGCGGACGCCGAAGCGCUUGAGCGACGGGGGGCCUACCCACCUCUCCAUUGUCCGGUCUGCCGCGUCGAACUGUGCCAUCCGCGCUGCGAGUGCCACAUCGCCGCCCACCGCAUGCCGCGGAGCCUCGAAGACCCGCAGGCGAGCCAGUAUUACUGCAGUCAUUGGGGUAACUAUUACUCCUACCUCGACGACGGGUGGAUGGAAGAGAUGCCGCCGGUGCUGCACAACUCACACAUUCACGGCAACUUUGAUGCUGUGAUUCCAAACCGGUGCGAUGAGUGCAUCGCCAAUCCAAGACACAAAUGGGAUGCCGGUAUUCAAGUCCCUCGCGCCUUUAAAUUAGGGGACCUAAGGCCAGGAUAUGAUGAGUGA